AGAAACAUUUAAAAGAGAAUCGUAUUCGUAUUCAUCUUAUCAGCGUUGUUUACAUUUGCACUACAUAACGAUGCAAGCAACCAGUGAAGAAAUAAAUCAAACCAACUGAUAAUGCUCCCGAGCAGACGAAAUUAUUAAUCGUCUGAAUAGCUCCGAUUAAGCUGAGUGGGAUUCACCGAGUCUUUUUUUUUUUGGUUGCCAUUAACACAUGGUGUAAACACAACUAGUGAUUAUAACUUACAAAUAAAGCGUUUCCAUUUCAUACGUAGUCAGUGAUGGUGUACACGCCGUGUAGAGAAGUUUGAUUUUUUAAGUGACCAUAAUAACAAGAUGCAUUUUGCUAUCGGAAGUGUGAUCGUGCUGUUCGUUGUCUGUGUUGAGAUUGAUUCGAACGUAACUGGUUAUGGUUAUGAAAUGAUCAGCAACCGUCUUAAUUCACUGCAAGGCAUCGAAUCGGAUCUGCUUACCUACACAAACGAUACGGUACAGCAGCUUACGAAAAUGGUACAAUUGAUGACGCGACUUCAGACGAACCCAGGCAAUACCAACCAGGGUCCUUCCACACCGGUAGCGGUUGGUGCGUCCUGUCGAGAUGUUCCGUCCAGUGUGUCCGGUAUUUAUCGUAUCGAUCCGGACUAUCCCUUCCACGAACCGAUGACGGUACUGUGCGAUCAGCAGUACGAAGGUGGCGGUUGGACCGUGAUCCAGCAGCGUACGGAUGGUUCGGUGAAUUUCUUCCGUGACUGGAAAGACUACAAGCACGGUUUCGGUACACUGCGCGGUGAGUUCUGGUUGGGUUUGGAACAGAUCCAUCGCUUAACGAACGUGGCACCGCACGAACUUGCCGUGCUGUUGGAAGAUUUUGACGGCGUGAAAGCGGAAGCCAGGUAUCAAAGAUUUCGAAUUGCGGCGGAAACCCUUAACUACGCCAUAACGGAACUGGGUAAUUGUAACCCGUGUGGUGCUGGUGAUGCGAUGCGUAUACAUCUGAACGAAAGCUUCUCAACGUACGAUCAUGAUAAGAGCAAGGCAGCGUUCAACUGUGCCGCCGUGUUCAAAGGUGGUUGGUGGUUUUAUCGAUGCCAUCGGUGUCACCUGAAUGGAGAUUACCUGCGAGGGAAGUUAACCGAAGCCCAGGACUCACAAGGCCUCAUGUGGAUGGAAUUCCGAGGGGACAAGUAUUCACUCAAGAAAACGAAGAUGAUGAUUCGACCCAUCAAGUGAUAGAAGAGUGGCCGUGGAUUAUGUAUGAUAAGAAGUUUAAUGUAUUGAAUGCAUUCGUUGCAUGGUUGAUGUCAA
Messenger RNA from Anopheles funestus (African malaria mosquito), 1299 nucleotides. Its product is annotated as angiopoietin-related protein 1-like. The coding region runs from base 331 to 1224 and encodes 297 amino acids. The record is from RefSeq and is a predicted model, not a curated record. NCBI's taxonomy places the organism in Eukaryota, Metazoa, Arthropoda, Insecta, Diptera, Culicidae. The transcript has 2 exons.